Caenorhabditis briggsae is the source of this 435-nucleotide messenger RNA. Gene Ontology annotation, molecular function: protein folding chaperone. NCBI's taxonomy places the organism in Eukaryota, Metazoa, Nematoda, Chromadorea, Rhabditida, Rhabditidae. The record is from RefSeq and is a predicted model, not a curated record. Gene Ontology annotation, biological process: response to heat; IRE1-mediated unfolded protein response; protein refolding. The transcript is spliced from 2 exons. Bases 1 to 435 code for a protein of 144 amino acids.
AUGUCUCUCUACCACUAUUACCAUCCAGCCCAACGUUCCAUUUUCAAUGAAUUGAUGAGAGAUUUCGGAAGAAUGGAUCGCCAAAUGAUUUCGUCCGGAGAAGACCGAACUUCUUCAGAGAUUGUCAAUACCGAUGAAAAGUUUGAAAUCAGUCUCAACGUUUCCCAAUUUAAACCAGAGAAUUUGAAAAUCAAUUUGGAAGGAAGAACAUUGACGAUUCAAGGAGAUGAGGACGUGAAAACGGAGCAUGGAUACUCCAAGAAGUCGUUUUCUCGUGUCCUACUUCUUCCAGAAGACGUUGAUUUCUCUGCGGUCACUUCGAACCUUUCGGAAGAUGGAAAACUCUCGAUUGAGGCUCCAAAGAAGGAAACCAUUCAAGGAAGAUCCAUUCCGAUUCAACAGGCUGCUGCCAUUGAACCGAAAUCAUCUGAAUAA